Molecule: messenger RNA, 717 nt
Organism: Aspergillus terreus NIH2624
Lineage: Eukaryota; Fungi; Ascomycota; Eurotiomycetes; Eurotiales; Aspergillaceae
Product: lytic polysaccharide monooxygenase auxiliary activity family 9 protein
Exons: 2
Coding region: 1-717 (238 amino acids)
Source: RefSeq, a predicted model, not a curated record
AUGAAGUACGCACUCGCUCUUGCUUCUCUUGUUGCCGCUGUUAGCGCGCACUACACCUUCGAUGUCCUCGUCGUCGAUGGCCAGGAGACUUCGAGCUGGCAGUACAUCCGCGAGAACACCCGCGCGGAGAAGUACAUGCCGACCAAGUUCAUCAACUCGCCGUCUAUCACUCCGCUAGAUUCCGACUUCACCUGCAACGAAGGCGCCAACACCAACGCCGGCAAGACCGAGGUUGCCACCGUUGCGGCUGGCUCCGAGCUGGCCAUGAAGCUCGCUUAUGGAGCCCGCAUCCAGCAUCCCGGUCCCGCCCAGGUCUACAUGUCGAAAGCCCCCGGCAACGUCAAGGACUACGACGGCUCUGGCGACUGGUUCAAGAUCUACCAGGACACCGUCUGCACCCCUGGCGUGGAGCUGACUGAAGGAGGCUGGUGCUCCUGGGACAAGGACCGCAUCAGCUUUACCAUUCCGGCCUCCACCCCUCCGGGCCAGUACCUCGUCCGUGCUGAGCAUAUUGCUCUGCACGGUGCCCACGGCGGUGAGGCUGAGUUCUAUUACUCCUGCGCCCAGGUUGAGGUCACGGGCUCCGGCAGCGGAGAGCCCAGUCCUGUCGUUAAGAUCCCCGGCGUGUAUGCUCAGGAUGACGAGGCUGUCAACUUCAGCGUCUGGGGUGCCACUGACUAUCCCCUCAUUCCUGGCCCUGAGGUCUGGUCUGGUUAA